AUGUCCGAAAUAUCUCAAGACGAUGCGGCGAUGAUCAAGAUGUCCUCGACCCCUAGUCCGACCGCGUCAAACUCCGCUAGCAGCACAUCCGCGUCUCGCAGGCCACCACGCAAAAGCACUUUGACACAACAGCAAAAAAACCAAAAACGUCAACGGGCUACUCAAGAUCAAUUAGUGACUUUGGAAAUGGAAUUCAACAAGAAUCCUACUCCAACAGCCACGGUUCGGGAAAGAAUUGCUGAGGAUAUUAACAUGACCGAACGUUCUGUACAGAUCUGGUUUCAGAACAGACGAGCUAAGAUCAAGUUGCUUGCUAAGAAGAGCAUCGAGACUGGAGAAGAUUGUGAUGCUAUACCCGAAUCUAUGCGACAGUAUCUUUCUUUGCAGCCAAUGGAUGCUGGAAAAGCCUUGGGUGGUAACUUCCUUGGCCGCUCGGGCAUGAUUCCUUACGGAAGUGGUACCAUGUUGAUGGGAGGUGACGGUGGAGCGCAAGGCAAAGUUGUCAUCCAUCACCUUUCAUGUCGAUCACUUAGUGUUGGUUCAUGGCGGCGGGUUGGGCAAACUGCCAUGGACCUGAUCAUCUUUUACUCCCCUGAAAAGGCCACCAUGACAUACUACAUCAACAACGACCAAGCCGGUUACAAGAUUGAGUACUCCUUUGCAUCGAUCAAGAAUAUCUUCCUGGAAAAUGGGGAUAUGGAGUCCGGAAAGCCAGGUGGACUGGUGAUAGAGCUUAACCGACCACCGAAUUUCUUCAUGGACUCUUCGGGAUCUGGUGGCUUCUUCCAGUGCGGUGACUUCACAGAAGAUCAGCAAGCCUCGCAGAUCAUGGUCCAUCAUCUUGGUGGGCAUCCAAAGGUACUGAGUGAACAGUUGGCCAAACUCGUCUUACUUGACUCUUUCAUCACCCGACACAACCCUUUCGAGCAGCAACUCUCAGUAUCUGCGCCUGUAUCUCCAACUGGACAUCGCCCAGCAUCCCAACCAAAUUACAACGCACAAGCACAUAUUGGUAUGUUCCAAGAAGGUUGGGGUGUAAACACGGUGCCAGGUCCUCGGGGACCCGGCCACAAGAGACAGAGAAGUCGAUCCGUCCCAAUGGCUGUCGACUUCGCUAUGUUCAAUGCUCCAAUGCCGUCAUUCCUCAUUCAACAUCCCAACGAGACUCAAGCACAAGCCCACAACCCAAACAUAUUUGCCCCUAUCCCUCAACAGCCUAACGGCCUAGGGCCACUAGGUCCAAACUUGCGGAUUGAUACAUCAACUGGAUAUGGAAUGGAGUUCCGACAAUACCCGAUGUCUGCUGCAACAACUGCUUCUCCAUCCGAGUUCAACAGUCCUGCAUUCUUCUCACAGGCACCAGACACGGGAGCGCUUCCAGCCUCUGCCUACGGCAAUGCACCUUACUCUGCAGGAAUGCCAUAUCUCUCGCCAAAUCCUAUGGUCGAUAAUGCAGGAGGAUUGAUUCCACCAUCUGUAUCGCCUUUGUCAUUCAUGAGUCAUGGGGAUCCAGCUAUCGUUGAUCAGUCACCGCCACUCUCAAUGCUUCACAGAAGCGCAUCGGCUGACGUCUACAACAUGUCACAUGAGCAACAUUCGAACAUCUCUGAUGAUGGCACCGGUUUGAACGAGAUGUACUCUAAGCACAGUCUGAACCUGCCCAUGCAUCCUCACUCUCCAGCGUUCGCGGAGCAAUCGGCAGCAGAUAUGGACAUGAGCCAGUUGGUCUCAUUUGAUGACAACCCAGCAAGUCUCUCCCCUGAAAAUAUCUCUCAGUAA
This is a messenger RNA of Glarea lozoyensis ATCC 20868, 1779 nucleotides long. RefSeq names its product Homeo. Lineage: Eukaryota; Fungi; Ascomycota; Leotiomycetes; Helotiales; Helotiaceae. Bases 1 to 1779 code for a protein of 592 amino acids. Gene Ontology annotation, molecular function: RNA polymerase II cis-regulatory region sequence-specific DNA binding; DNA-binding transcription factor activity, RNA polymerase II-specific. The transcript has 3 exons. The record is from RefSeq and is a predicted model, not a curated record. Gene Ontology annotation, biological process: cell differentiation; regulation of transcription by RNA polymerase II.